AAGAAUACGUGUUUUGUGCCUCGAUGCUCACUGCAGCACGAGUCACGGGAGGAGGAGAGCACACUCUCAAAGGACAGCCCCGCCGAGGGCCUGUCUCAACUCUCUCAGACCAUGCAUCAGACGAUCCGCGGGCUCUGGCAGUCCACUUGGCGCCUGGGGUCAAGCCCCACAUUACGCUUCAAAAAUGCGGAGUUAGACCCGCCAGCCUGCAACCGCAAAGCUCAAGCAUGGGUAGCUGGCCCUGCUGGGUCACAUGGUGGAUGCCCGAAUUUUAGCGUGCCCAGACCUGUGGAGCCGACAGCUGCUCAACCUAACAUAGGACAACAAAAACAAGCUCGAUUUGUUGGUGACUGAAGCCGGUGUGCAGGGUUCUGGAGUUGGAUGCGUCCGUUCUAUCUGCGAAAAUCUUGCAACCGGAAUUGAAACCUCUCAAGGGGAGCAC
Molecule: messenger RNA, 442 nt
Organism: Canariomyces notabilis
Lineage: Eukaryota; Fungi; Ascomycota; Sordariomycetes; Sordariales; Chaetomiaceae
Exons: 1
Coding region: 112-354 (80 amino acids)
Source: RefSeq, a predicted model, not a curated record